This is a messenger RNA of Solenopsis invicta (red fire ant), 1807 nucleotides long. RefSeq names its product clotting factor G beta subunit. Gene Ontology annotation, molecular function: serine-type endopeptidase activity. The record is from RefSeq and is a predicted model, not a curated record. Gene Ontology annotation, biological process: proteolysis. The transcript has 5 exons. The coding region runs from base 533 to 1435 and encodes 300 amino acids. NCBI's taxonomy places the organism in Eukaryota, Metazoa, Arthropoda, Insecta, Hymenoptera, Formicidae.
AUAGGUUUAUAACGUAUAAAAAGUUCAACGAAAUCAGAGGGGACAAUGUCUGGUGCUCGCUUGUGAAUAGAUACGUUUUAGGUGAUCGAUACGCAUUCAGCAACUUUUCCCUAUGUUACAAUUGAUUGACUGCUCACGCGCGCUCGUCAACAAAUCCCCGGUUAAUUAUCUAGGUCUUUCGGCCUUUGACCGAUCUACAGUUCGUCGUGAGAAAUUUUCAUUGAAGCUCGCCUUGAAAAUUACGCCAGGGUCGCCUCGAGUUUUAUCGGUGGAUUUCCGUGAACGAACACACGGGUGUUAUCAUGUGUAUCGAUGGCCGCGACUCGAAUCCGAAGUUCACGGUCUUGCGACACGCCACGCAUUGCGGAAAGUGACGCUGAGGCAAGGGUGAUGGACGACGACAGAGAGAGAAAUCUAUACGAGAAAGAUGCGACUGUGGUUGCACGACGUAUAAAGAAGCGCCGGCACGGGCGAGAGUACGACACUUUUUGUUCGCCCUCCGACAAAGCCUCAAGCGAUUCUGCGAAGAAGGAUGUCCGGGUUGGCACUUUCGAGAUUCAACGCAAUGGCGCUCCUUUUACUCUUUGGAAUUUUGUUCAUGCGGAUUCACGCUGAGUACAUUAAUUUGGCAGAUGUUCCGUGCGGUAGGAGUGAGAGGAUAGAAGCAACAAGGAUUGUCGGAGGUCAAAAUGCAGCCCCACGUGAAUUUCCAUGGCUGGUGAGCAUUACGAGAAAAGGUGGACACUUCUGCGGCGGCGCAAUUUUGAACGACAAAUUUAUAUUAACUGCUGGACACUGUUUAUGUGUCGGCACAAACAAAAUUCCAGUAAAACAGUUGCGCGUCACUUUGGGCGAACACAAUUUAAGGGCUCCAGAAAUUCCGGCCGCAAGACAUGAAAGCAUCACAAAUGCGGUGUUGCAUCCUGGUCACAUGUGCGGCAAGUAUGUGGACGAUAUUGCUCUGUUGGAGCUCGCUAGACCGAUCAGUUGGUCGGAAAGCGUGAAACCCGCAUGUUUACCUGUGGCCACAGGAAAACCAGGGUAUAGCGCCUUCGGCGGCGUGGAUGCUAUAAUAGCCGGAUGGGGAUGGCUCGGAGAAGAUAGAAGCAAAAACAAGAGAGCGGACGUGGUACAGAAAGUGGAAGUACAAGUAGUGACAAAUGAUAUUUGUAACGAAUGGUACGCCAGUCAGAAGAAGUCAGUCAAGAUUAACACAACGCAAAUGUGCGCCGGCUUCGAGGAAGGAGGAAAAGAUUCUUGCUGGGCUGACAGCGGUGGGCCCCUGAUGGUCGGAAGUCACCCAGCCGGGCCCUUGAUGGUCAUUGGAGUGGUUUCAAACGGUAUUGGUUGCGGUAGGGUACGACUUCCUGGCAUUUACGCGAGAGUCUCCGAUUAUGUUUCUUGGAUAACGCAAGAGACAAACUCUAGUCAAUAAACUUGAACGACGAAGAUAGUGCGAAUUUUUAUCUUGCCAUUUUGACAAUAACGUUUAACAAUGAACUGAAUUGUAUGCCAUAAUGUAAACGAUAUAAUUAGAAUAAUUUAUUUAAAUCAAUGAUUCUUUUAGUUUAUAUAUAUUAUAGUUAAUAUAAAUAAGACAAAAAAUUUAGUGAGACAGUUAGCCGAUGAUUGGACUUUUAAAAUCUGUUAUAUGAUAACGUUACCAAUAUAUUGUCACAUUCGCAAAAUGUGAUAGCUAGUUAACAAAAUAACAAACGUGGUAGGUAUUAACAGUUUUACUGAAAUGCCAAAAAUGUAUUAUGUACUUAUAUUGUACUAUAAUUAAAAUAAAACUUUAUAUUGUCUA